This is a messenger RNA of Microtus oregoni (creeping vole), 1350 nucleotides long. RefSeq names its product C-type lectin domain containing 20A (gene Clec20a). Lineage: Eukaryota; Metazoa; Chordata; Mammalia; Rodentia; Cricetidae. The record is from RefSeq and is a predicted model, not a curated record. Bases 1 to 1350 code for a protein of 449 amino acids. The transcript is spliced from 7 exons.
AUGGUAUGGCUGAAAUCUCUUGGGGACAAGGGUGAAGUGAGGGGUAGUCAUGUAGUGAUAGCUUCUCCUGCCCCAGCCUUCCAGCUGGUAAGCAACAGCAAGACCUUCUAUCGGGUGGAGGAGCCGCGGACCUGGAAAGAGGCCAUGUGGUACUGCCAGGAGCAUUACACAGACCUCGCUGACCUGCAGAGCGUUAACAGCCCAGUGAACAUCAUGGUGGUCUACUCCUACACCAGCAGUACCCAGGCACGGAUUGGCCUCUUCUACGAUGUGCACAUCUCUGGCCUGAGCUGGUCCAGUGGCUCUGUCUUUACCACCCCAAAGUGGAGUGCGCUGCCUGUCUUCCGGGAUGGCCUCUGUGCUACUCUGUAUUCAUGGGCCAUGGUUCCUGCCCUGGGGGCUGCCUCCUGCGCAACUCAGAAGCCCUUCAUUUGCUAUUAUGACCCUGCUGAAGGACACCACAUGUCCUUAGUGACUACUCUUGCAACAGAAGCUGAGGUCGAGAUUGGUGGAUGGACCUUCAUUCGGAUUAAACAAGCCAUGUCGUGGCCCUCAGCUCUGACCUACUGCCGCAACCACUACACAGACCUGGCCGAUCUGCAGAGAGUGACCAACGAGAAGGACAAACAAAUCCUCCAGUCCAUCACAAGCAAUGUCGAUGCCUGGAUUGGCCUCUACUUCAGUGCAAAGAUCAACAAUCUCACCUGGUCCAGCGACUUGGGGUCUAGCAUUCCCGAGUGGCUUCAGAAAAUACCUUUGUUUGGUCAAGGACUGUGUGCAGGACUCCGUAUCUUUUCAAACGGCCCCCCUGAGAUUUAUGCACUACUUUGCCAUGAGCAGAAACCUUUUAUCUGUUUCUGUGACCCCUCCAUGGGCCAUCGGAAGUUGGCAGAGAUGCCUCUACUCACUGCUACGUCCUCCCCCAAAGUGACUCACCCCUCAGAAGUUACUGCAAGGACGACCCCUAGGCUAAACACAGGGACCAGCACUGGCCCCACAGUUGCCUCCCAAGAGAUGGUUCCAGCAAUCUGGAUGAGUUCGCAAGCGACUCAACAACCAACUGACGUCAGCUCUGGCACCUGUGAUACGACCACUCCUGCCCCCACCACCAUGGGCCUUACAGCUUUCCAUUCUCAAGGGACGGUCUCAAUAAGUCCUCUGGCAACCCCGACGCCUUCAGGAGAAAGACAUAAGCUUUUGGAUGAAGAAAAGAGGGCUGGUGGAGAAGAAGGCCCACCAGGAGAGAACGGGCUGGAUCCAAGAAGCCUUAAAGCUUGUAUUAGGUCACGAGGAAUUCACAUUGAAAUGGGUCGGCUACGAAGUAAACAAAAAAUAGCAAAUAUCCGCUAA